Messenger RNA from Eremothecium sinecaudum, 2871 nucleotides. It is a transcript of the gene MSH2, whose product is annotated as mismatch repair ATPase MSH2. Gene Ontology annotation, biological process: mitotic recombination; mismatch repair. The record is from RefSeq and is a predicted model, not a curated record. Bases 1 to 2871 code for a protein of 956 amino acids. Gene Ontology annotation, cellular component: MutSalpha complex; nucleus. Gene Ontology annotation, molecular function: ATP-dependent DNA damage sensor activity; mismatched DNA binding; ATP binding. Lineage: Eukaryota; Fungi; Ascomycota; Saccharomycetes; Saccharomycetales; Saccharomycetaceae. The transcript has a single exon.
AUGUCGUCUGUUAGACCUGAAUUAAAGUUCAGCGAUGUUUCAGAGGAGCGUGGAUUUUACAGGCGUUUUUUUAAACUGCCCAAAAAGGUUUCAAAAGUGAUGAGAAUUGUUGAUAGAGGAGAAUACUAUACAAUUAUUGGUCAAGAUGCAGUGUUUGUUGCGGAAAAUAUAUAUCAUACGACAUCAGCAUUGAAAGAUUUCAGAGUGGAUUCGACACUGGCUCAACAGGUUGAUGAACCUUUGAAAUAUAUCACUAUUUCCCCUCAAGUUAUUUCAGCAUUGCUAAAAACAUGUUUGUUGGAGCAGGGCUUUAAGAUCGAAAUUUAUGAUAAAAGUUGGAAAUUAUUGAAAUCUGCGUCUCCUGGUAAUAUUGAUCAGGUUGAGGACUUGAUGAGUAUUUCUUUGGAGUCUUCAAUUGUUCUGGCGGGGAUAAAAUUUCAACUUAAUGCUCAGGAAGGCCAUUGUGUGCUGGGUGUCUCCUUUGUGGACAGUAGUUCAUAUGAAAUUGGAAUGUUUGACAUUGUUGAUAAUGAGGUAUAUUCUAACCUUGAAAGCUUUUUAAUCCAGCUGGGUGUUAGGGAGUGCCUUCUUCCGGAUGUGAGAAACAACGAGUCAAUGAGUUCUGAACUUAGGAAAAUGAACACUGUAAUGGAUCGCUGUGGAUGCAUAGUUACUUUCUUGAAGAGUGGCGAAUUUACUAGUAAGGAUGUUGAAUCCGAUCUAGUAAAACUUUGCGGUGAUGAUUUAGCUAUGUCGCUACCCAAUUACUCCCAAUUGUCCCUGAGUGCAUGCAAUGCAUUACUUAGGUAUUUAGAGCUCCCUCAAGAUGUUUCAAAGGAGGGAAAAUACAAGCUGGUGAAACACUCACUAGCUCAAUUUAUGAAACUGGAUUCUUCUGCCAUAAAAGCGUUAAAUAUUUUUACCCAGGGCCCAAGUGCGGCGCCUAGUGUUAGUUCAACCACUGGGUAUGGUAAUGGAGGGAAGAUUACUAGCUUGGUGCAGCUGCUCAAUAAAUGUAAGACAAACGCGGGGGUUAGAUUGUUAAAUGAAUGGCUCAAACAACCCUUAUGUGACUAUACCGAAAUUCAAAAAAGACAUGACCUAGUUGAUUAUUUAGUAGAUCAAUUAGAGCUGAAGUCAAUGUUACGCGACGAUUAUUUACCGCUAGUGCCUGAUGUUCGUAGAUUAACUAAAAAGCUGAAUAAGAACGGUAACCUAGAAGACGUCCUAAAAAUUUAUCAGUUUGCCCAGAGGAUACCUGAAAUUAAUGGACUAUUGAAGGACAACCUACAAGAAUUACCUGAGCAAUCCCGUAUAAAAGAGCUAGUAACUCAGACUUGGCUCGAACCACUUGAAAAACACAUUCAGCCCCUGCAAAAGUUCCAGGAAAUGGUGGAAACGACGGUGGACUUGGAAGCAUAUGAGGAAACUAAUGAGUUCAUGAUCAAGGUUGAGUUUAACGAAGAAUUGGCUCGAAUCAGAUCUGCGUUAGUAGAUUUGAAAGAUAAGAUGAGAUCCAUUCAUUUGGAGACUGCCGAGGAUUUGGGUUUUGAACCUGAAAAGAAACUGAAGCUAGAGAAUCACCACGUGCAUGGUUGGUGCAUGAGAUUGACCCGCACAGAUGCAAAAGCUUUAAGACAACAUAAAAAAUAUGUUGAGCUUUCCACUGUAAAGGCCGGCAUCUACUUCAGCACUAAAGAGUUUAAACAAAUAGCUGAAGAGAUUGCAGAGCUACAGCAGGAAUAUGACAAACAGCAAUCCUCCCUGGUAAAAGAAAUCAUAACAAUUACAAUAUCUUAUACCCCUGUGCUAGAGAAGUUGUCAAUUGUUCUAGCUAAGCUAGACGUUUUGUGUUCGUUUGCACAUGUUUCUUCAUAUGCGCCAAUUCCAUAUGUCAGGCCAACCAUGUAUGAUAUAGAUGACCCAAAUAGGAAAACUAAGCUAAUUGAGUCCCGCCAUCCAUUGAUCGAAGUCCAAGAUGAUAUAACUUUUAUUGCUAACGAUAUAAUAAUGGAGCGUGGCGCUGGUGAGUUUUUAAUUAUAACUGGUCCAAAUAUGGGAGGUAAAUCGACUUAUAUCAGACAGGCAGGUGUUAUCUCCCUUAUGGCCCAAAUUGGUUGCUUUGUUCCUUGUACUUCAGCAGAGAUUGCAAUUGUCGAUGCUAUCCUUUGUCGUGUUGGCGCUGGUGAUUCUCAGCUGAAAGGUGUUUCUACAUUUAUGAUUGAGAUGUUGGAAACGGCUUCUAUAUUAAAGAACGCGACUUCCAAUUCUCUGAUUAUAGUGGAUGAACUUGGUCGUGGUACUAGUACAUAUGAUGGGUUUGGACUAGCUUGGUCAAUCUCAGAAUAUAUUGCAAAGGAGAUCAAAAGUUUCACAUUAUUUGCAACCCACUUCCAUGAAUUAACUACUCUGGCUGAAAAAUACUCUAAUGUUAAAAAUAUGCAUGUUAUAGCCCAUAUUGAAGAAGGCCCCCAAAAAUCAGACGACAUAACACUACUUUACAAGGUUGAGGAAGGUAUUUCUGAUCAGUCAUUUGGUAUUCAUGUCGCUGAGGCAGUUCAUUUUCCCCAGAAAAUUGUGAAAAUGGCUAAGCGUAAAGCAACCGAACUAGAUGAACUACAGAGAGAUAGUGAGGCCUUAAAGAAGCUGAAAUGCUCUCCUGAACAAAUUGCACAGGGCACCGAGGCACUCACCUCAUUACUUAAAAAGUGGGUUGCCGAAUUGCGUUUACAAGGCCUGGAUAGGAAGCUGUCUGACGCUAAAGUCCAAGAAGAUAUAGUUAAACAACUGAGAGAGCUUCUUAAUGAACCAAACGAACUAAGUGGACUUGCAGAUGAAUUUAAAGAAUGGAUUGUUGACUUACUAUUAUAA